Molecule: messenger RNA, 2627 nt
Organism: Lontra canadensis (Northern American river otter)
Lineage: Eukaryota; Metazoa; Chordata; Mammalia; Carnivora; Mustelidae
Gene: STRIP2
Product: striatin interacting protein 2
Exons: 21
Coding region: 53-2557 (834 amino acids)
Biological process (GO): cytoskeleton organization
Cellular component (GO): cytosol
Source: RefSeq, a predicted model, not a curated record
GCCCCGGGCAGAGAGCGCGGAGAGGCUGAGGGGAGACGCUGACAAGGGCCGCAUGGAGGACCCCGUGGCGCCCGGGGCCGGAAGCUCGUCUGCCAAUAGCAACGGCAACGGCGGCGGCAAAGGGAAGCAGGCGGCACCCAAGGGCCGGGAAGCGUUCAGAAGCCAGCGGCGGGAGUCGGAGGGCUCUGUGGACUGUCCCACUCUGGAAUUUGAGUAUGGAGAUGCAGAUGGGCACGCAGCAGAGUUGUCAGAAUUGUAUAGCUACACUGAAAACCUGGAAUUCACCACUAACAGGAGGUGCUUUGAAGAAGAUUUCAAGACUCAAGUGCAGGGCAAGGAGUGGCUGGAAUUGGAGGAAGAUGCCCAGAAGGCCUAUGUGAUGGGACUCCUGGACCGACUGGAGGUGGUCAGUAGGGAACGGCGACUGAAGGUGGCCCGGGCUGUUCUGUACCUGGCCCAAGGCACUUUUGGGGAAUGUGAUUCAGAGGUCGAUGUACUACACUGGUCCAGGUACAACUGCUUCCUGCUCUAUCAGAUGGGGACCUUCUCGGCCUUCUUGGAGCUACUCCACAUGGAAAUCGACAACAGUCAGGCCUGUAGCAGUGCUCUUCGGAAACCAGCCAUCUCCAUUGCUGAUAGCACAGAGCUCAGGGUGCUGCUGAGUGUCAUGUACCUAUUGGUGGAAAAUAUUCGCCUGGAGCGAGAGACAGACUCCUGCCGUUGGAGGACAGCACGGGAGACCUUCCGCACUGAAUUGAGCUUCUCCAUGCAUAAUGAGGAACCUUUUGCCCUUCUGCUUUUCUCCAUGGUUACCAAGUUCUGCAGUGGCCUGGCUCCCCACUUCCCCAUAAAGAAGGUCCUGCUUUUGCUCUGGAAAGUGGUUAUGUUUACCCUCGGUGGAUUUGAGCAUCUACAGGUUCUCAAAGUACAGAAGCGGGCAGAACUGGGACUGCCACCAUUGGCGGAAGAUAGUAUCCAGGUGGUGAAGAGCAUGCGCGCCGCCUCCCCACCCUCUUACACCCUCGACCUGGGGGAGUCUCAGCUGGCACCACCACCCUCUAAGUUGCGAGGCCGCCGUGGUUCUCGAAGGCAACUCCUCACUAAGCAGGACAGCCUGGACAUCUACAAUGAAAGAGACCUCUUUAAGACAGAGGAACCAGCCACAGAGGAGGAAGAGGACUCUGCUGGUGAUGGAGAACGAACCUUGGAUGGAGAAUUAGACUUGCUAGAGCAAGACCCUCUUGUGCCACCUCCACCCUCACAGGCAUCCCUUUCUGCUGAGCGGGUGGCCUUUCCCAAGGGCCUACCCUGGGCCCCAAAGGUCAGACAGAAGGACAUUGAGCACUUCUUGGAGAUGAGCAGGAACAAAUUCAUCGGAUUCACCCUGGGGCAGGACACAGAUACCUUGGUUGGAUUACCCAGGCCCAUCCAUGAGAGUGUGAAGACUCUAAAGCAGCACAAGUACAUCUCCAUUGCAGAUGUUCAAAUCAAGAAUGAGGAGGAUCUGGAGAAGUGCCCCAUGUCUUUGGGGGAAGAGGUGGUACCAGAAACGCCAUGUGAAAUCCUCUACCAGGGCAUGCUCUACAGCCUCCCUCAGUACAUGAUUGCUCUACUUAAGAUUCUGCUGGCUGCAGCCCCCACCUCCAAAGCUAAGACAGACUCUAUCAAUAUCCUGGCAGAUGUCCUGCCUGAGGAGAUGCCCAUCACUGUUCUCCAGAGCAUGAAGUUGGGCAUCGAUGUGAACAGACACAAGGAGAUCAUUGUAAAGAGUAUCUCUGCCCUGCUGCUGCUCCUCCUCAAACACUUCAAACUGAACCAUAUCUACCAGUUUGAAUAUGUGUCACAACAUUUGGUAUUUGCCAACUGCAUUCCAUUGAUCCUGAAGUUCUUCAAUCAAAAUAUCUUGUCGUACAUCACUGCCAAAAACAGCAUUUCGGUCCUGGAUUACCCUUGCUGUACCAUUCAGGAUUUGCCGGAGCUUACUACAGAGAGUCUGGAAGCUGGAGACAACAAUCAAUUCUGUUGGAGGAACCUCUUUUCCUGUAUCAACCUUCUGAGGCUGCUCAACAAACUGACCAAAUGGAAGCAUUCCAGAACCAUGAUGCUGGUGGUAUUCAAAUCAGCUCCAAUCUUAAAGCGGGCCCUCAAGGUCAAACAGGCCAUGCUGCAACUUUAUGUUCUGAAGCUGCUAAAAAUACAGACCAAGUACCUGGGGCGCCAGUGGAGGAAAAGUAACAUGAAAACCAUGUCAGCCAUCUAUCAGAAAGUACGCCACCGCAUGAAUGAUGACUGGGCUUAUGGGAAUGACAUCGAUGCCAGGCCAUGGGACUUCCAAGCAGAAGAAUGCACCUUGAGGGCCAACAUUGAGGCUUUUAACAGCCGCCGGUAUGACAAACCCCAGGACUCUGAAUUUUCACCUGUGGAUAAUUGCUUGCAGAGUGUGCUGGGGCAGAGGUUGGAUCUGCCUGAGGAUUUCCACUAUUCAUAUGAGCUCUGGCUGGAGAGAGAGGUGUUUUCACAGCCCAUCUGUUGGGAGGAGCUGCUCCAGAGUCACUGAGCUCUUAGGAAAAAAACAUCUGAUAGAUGGGGUUUGGCUCCAAUAAAUGGUGCUCUGCCUACCCUGCCCA